CCGAUUGUUCAGUUCAGACGCUCAGAGACAGCCCGCAGACGCAGAGGCCGGCCGCAAGCACGCCCUGCAGAGAGAAUUAUGUAUAAGUGAUGAGGCUGAGGAGCUGUUGUUGCCAGAAAUUCGCCCUCCUCGCCGAAGCGCAAUGACAGCUAUCGAUGCUCGACAAAUCGGCAGCGCAAUUGUGUGUUGUCUCUUAGUGCAGCUGCUGAUUAGCGGGCCCCAUGUUUUGGUCGCCGCCGCCGACUCAGACACCACUGCAGUGGGCGCCGAAGCCACCCCUCCGUCCCCCACAGACGGCCUCGAAACAGGCGGGGGAGACAAGAAGUUCGGCGACAGGUGUGAGAGUUCAUCAGAAUGCGGGGUAAGAGGCGGAUUCUGCGACCCCGUGAAGAAGACCUGCCAGUGCAAGCCGGAGCUGCAAGUCACCAAUCACAUCGACCGAUGCGGCAAAGAGGCGAUCGUGAACGAGAGCUGCUACUUCAACGAGCAAUGCGAAAACGUGCUCUACAACACGGAGUGCAGGGACAACCGAUGUGUCUGCAGGUUCGAGAUGACUGCUGUCUUCAACUCCGACGGCUCUAUCAAAUGCGUCUCCAAGCCUGAAGCGCCCCGCGACGAACCACACGUCGACCCAGCCAUGAUCGGAGUUCUCGUCGGUCUCGGCCUCAUGUUUGUCAUCAUGUGCGUCGUCCUGCGCCUCUUCAGCAAGGCUCGGUGGCGCGGCGAGAACAGGACCAUCUUCAACACGCCAAACCCGCGGCUGAUGAACGUGUCGCUGCUGGACAGCAAGCUGCUGCACGGCGGCAACCUGGAGCGGCGCGCGAGCCGGGGCAGCGUGCGUGGCGCGCCCAGCAGACACGCCAGCAUGACCUCGCUGCGGCCGGCCAACUCACCGACGGGCUCUCGGCGGGGCAGUGGGGGAAGCAACGGGUCAACGCCGAAGUCACCCAAGGAGAAGAAGAUCGCGGAGGAGCACGUCGACACCAACCAUCACCCGGUGGGCACCGUAACCGUUGAGAUGACCCCUCCAACCCAGCCGAACCAGCCCGAGAAGCAGGAGGUCUAGGUCCGAAGCAGCCAAGUUCAAAAAAACAAAAUCCGAUUUGCAAAUUUAAGAGCAGAGAUACUCUCUGAAACUACAACACACACUCUCUCUUUCUCUUUGCAGUUUAGAUGUACUGGAGGUAAAAAAUACUUAAUUGCAUUUCAAUUAUAUCUACUUGUGCAGUUAAUUAAAUUUAUUAAUCGAUCAGAAUUUGAGAUUGAAGAGCAGAAAGUUGUUUAGCAAGAAAAGGAGCAUAGAGAAACAAUUGAACCAAGUAAUUAACCGCAGCAAUCAGUAAUUAAUUAACCGAGUAAUUAAUAUUUAAGAGCGAUUCCGCAGAUGACGUUUAAGGAAUCUCGUGUAGCAGUUCUUUUCCGGCCCCGCCCCCGGUAAUUAAAAAAAAAUGAAUCAAAUAAUACCUCCUCUUCCUCUGGAAGAACAGGAAAAAUAAUGUAUUUGGCGUUGUAAACGGUAGACAACAUAGGAGAUCUCUGGAAUACGGAAUAAAUCUCUAGCAAAGGCGACGCGCCUGCUCUACUCCUGCUAUAACGUUGAUUAUUGCUCUAUUUCUCUCUCUCUCUCUUUCUCUCUCCUCACGCGCUUCUUUGCUCCUCUCGAUGAUGGGAUGAAAACAAAACUGCUGCGCACUCGAUUGUUUUCAGUUUUUGCGUGCCGGUUUUUCCUCACUGAUUGAUUUUUUGCGUCCUCUCUUCUUCAGCACAACGUCCAGUUACAUUAUUGUAAAUUAAAGAUUAAAAAAUGACCUAAACAAGUACCAAGCGAGACUUGACCAAAAACGAAAAGAUUGUGUAUGUAGCACAAAAAUCUAAACAAAAAAGAGCAUGGUCGUGUGUGCAUGAACGCGCAAAAACACAUGAUUUUGAUGAUUCCGUGCCUCGUUGACGAUGAAAUGAUAAUCAAAUUUUUAAAAACGCAAUAUCAGCAUUUUGAGUUCCCUUCACCGCUGACGAUUUUGGGUUGAGCUCAUCAGUUUGUGUGUGCCAUCAUCCUUGAACACUAAACAUGGACAAGUCUCUUUCUCAUAAAAAAUAUAAAACUACGGUAGCUCCGCUUCGGCCGCUGACAGCAUAGUAGCCUUUUCAUACUUAAAAUUUACACACGAGUAUCAAAUAAUCCUGCUGCUACAAUAAGUGAUAUUUUAGAUAAAAUCUAUGAAAAACUUUUAAGUAUAACUAAUAAUAACGUCAACCUUACUUCCACACACGAUGGAGAGUUUCACGAUCGACACUUUGUUUGCGGAAAAAGAAGCGAAAAGUUUCAAGCUCUUGAUAUUUAUAAUUAGCUACGAUAUUAAUGUGAUAGCUGAGCACAACUUAUCUUUGAAUGUAUUAACGUAGGUGUAAAGUGACACGCACCCCUUGGCUUUCGGAAUUCGGCCGCCCGCCGACCGGCCCGGCAAAACUCUCGCAACAAUGGACGCGGCCGACGCAUUAUUAAGAAUUAACGCGCUUUGCAGCUGAACGCCCCCACCGAUUACCUUUUUCUCUAAUUAACACACGUUGUAUUAAUGGCUAAAGGAUAAAAAUUACACUCACACACUCACUCACUCACACACACACAACACACACGACACACGCGUACGUGCACCUAGGUGUUGAGAAGGCAUCUCUCUAAUUAUAUUAAGCGAUUUAACUAAAUAAACACUCAUUGAACGCACCCUUGUUGUCUCACACGAACACACACAACACACGCGACCUCUAUUUCUUGUAACCUUAGGCGGAACCUCGUAAUUUUAAGGCGGCUGGCCGAACAGUCCGGCGUCACUCUUGGGGAAGACGUGGCCCGCGACUAUUCCCCGUCACUCGGGGCCCCGAGCGCGUCCCUGGUUGCGAGCCCCGCGGGCCGGUUGGCCAGAAAAAAAUAGAAUCUGGACAUUUUCGUAAGAAGAGAAAGCAAUGGGGUGAAGGGCAGCGCACUGUGUACGGUAGCAGCACACGACCAAUUAUUGUACUAAUUGCGAUGAUUGAUAAAAAACAAGUUUUCCCUCCUCCUCCUCCUCCUCCUCCUCCGCGACUCCUCUCUUUCGAUUCAGCUAACCUUUCUCAUAUAAUGCUAAAGACACAACAGUUAAUCCAACGAAUCACAAACGGCAGACAAGUAGUUCGAAACCAAAAUAAGAGAUGAAAAGAUAUUAUAUCAUAAAGUGCGCGAAAAUUGUAUAAUGAUGGCUUUAAACACACAAAAUCUCACGAUUUGAAUCGACGUACAACUCACUCACUCACCGACACACAUUUCCAUUUUAAUGUAUAAGCUCAAAACUCACACUUGAUUAUGAUUCUCAAUUAAGUAGGUCCUCUUCAGCAAGGCAAGUGUUUGUUUAGGCAGAAGGAAAAGGUGCCGCCCGCCGAAAAAGUCUGCAUUUUUGUAUCAAGGGGAAGAGAUGCAAAACUGUCCACCUUUUCGCACAGGGGGCGCAGCAGCCCCCGCGGAGGCCGAGACAAGUGUUUGAUUCGAUUCAUUCUUUGUAAUUGUAUGGUGGUAGCGAGUAGAUUUUUCUACUGCAAGUACUAACCACGUGCGUGUAUUUCUAAUGCUAACUACAUGUGUAAUGCUCUCUAUCGACAUGGAUAUUGGAAAAAAUAGCUAGCUGAUAUAUUAUAUACUAUACAUUACAAACUAUACAUAUACAUGAUUACCAUAUUAAAUAUAUUACGACAUAUUUCUUGUACUGUCCGAUUAAUGUCACGCGUCAUCGACUAACACACGAUGACGAUGCUGACAUAAUUAUAUAAUAUCUUCACACUCUUUGGAAAUAAAAAUUUGUCCAGCGUGAAA
Cloeon dipterum is the source of this 3841-nucleotide messenger RNA. It is a transcript of the gene jus, whose product is annotated as julius seizure. NCBI's taxonomy places the organism in Eukaryota, Metazoa, Arthropoda, Insecta, Ephemeroptera, Baetidae. The coding region runs from base 143 to 1066 and encodes 307 amino acids. The transcript has 6 exons. The record is from RefSeq and is a predicted model, not a curated record.